Temnothorax curvispinosus is the source of this 613-nucleotide messenger RNA. RefSeq names its product CDGSH iron-sulfur domain-containing protein 3, mitochondrial. Gene Ontology annotation, molecular function: 2 iron, 2 sulfur cluster binding. The transcript has 2 exons. The record is from RefSeq and is a predicted model, not a curated record. The coding region runs from base 130 to 543 and encodes 137 amino acids. NCBI's taxonomy places the organism in Eukaryota, Metazoa, Arthropoda, Insecta, Hymenoptera, Formicidae. Gene Ontology annotation, cellular component: intracellular membrane-bounded organelle.
GAUAGUGCUCCGCUCGGCAACGUGGUCGGCGUUCGGGCGUUGUUGAUUUGAUACUCUCUUGAGUGCGAUUGUUGCUUUCAGUUUAGUGCGUGUUGCUACGCUCAAAAGUGAUUGACGUAAUUCAACAAAAUGAGCAUACUAAAUCGAUUUUCGCGACUCCCUCGUCUGAGCGCUUUCUAUCACAAAAAUGUCUCUCGCUUUUGCACAAAAACCGACGGUCCACCGAUACCCACGAAUGCCCUGAAGGACACGUACAGUGCCAAUGAACAAUCUGGAACCGGAGUGAUAUACGACAAAAAGCCAUUUAGAAUACACCUUCAAGCUGGCAAGAAUUACACGUGGUGUCUCUGCGGACGAAGCAGAAACCAGCCGUUCUGCGACGGCACGCACAGAGACAUUUUCCUCAAGAUAAAGCUCAGACCCAUACGUUUCACUGUUUCGGAGACUAAGGAAUAUUGGCUGUGCAACUGCAAGCAGACGUCGAACCGACCUUUCUGCGACGGCACGCACAAAAGGCCGGACAUACAGGAGACAAGAACAUAAAAGACAUGAAACUGUACUGUUGAUAUAGCAUCAUGAAUUUCGAAAUAAAGAUUACUUUUAUGAUAUGCCA